UAAAGCUUGUUAGCCUUAACUUGCAUGCGACUCCAUUUUUCGGAAAAGACGGCUCGUUUUUCUUACCGGCAAAAAUAUCACCGAACCGGAAGAAACCGGAUUCGUUUUAUUAUACUUUUAAAAAGAAAAUGGUAUCGGAUUCGGACCUCGUGGCCCGGCUCCGAGAAAUCCUCCGGGAUUCGGACCUCGACACCGCCACCGCCGGUAGCGUAAGGAAACAACUCGAGAAAGACUUCGGCAUCGACUUAUCUGAUAGGAAAAGUUUCGUUAGGGACCAAAUCGACAUUUUCCUCGAAACCCUAAAUCAAGAUAAUGAAAAAGAAGGAGAAGAAGAACAAGCGCCGGAAUCUGAAAAUGAGGAGCUUCAAGAAGAAAACGAUGAUGAAGAAGAAGAGGAAAGCAAGGGAGGAGGAAGUCAAAAUACAAGGAGAAGUAAAUCUGAUAAGAAAGCGAAGAAAAGAGGAGGUGGUUUUCAGACAGUGUGUAGCCUUUCUCCUCAGCUUCAAAAAGUAGUAGGAGAGUCUAAAUUGGCUAGAACUGAGGUUGUAAAGAAACUUUGGGUAUAUAUCAAGGAGAAGGAUUUGCAAGACCCAAAGAACAAGCGGAAUAUUAUCUGUGAUGAAUUACUUCGUGACAUUUUUCGAGUAAAUUCUAUUAAUAUGUUCCAAAUGAAUAAAGCCCUGACCAAGCAUAUCUGGCCGUUAAGCGUAGAAGAUGAAGAUUCAAAUCAUGAGAUGGAAUGUGAAGACAACGAUGAUUCUGCAUCCAUGAAUGCUGAAAGUGCGAAGGGAGAAGUGAAAGAAGAGGAAAAGGAGAAAGAUGAUUCUGUAUCCAUGAAUGCUGAAAGUGCGAAGGGAGAAGAGAACGAAGAGGGAAAGGAAGAAGAUGACUCUGAAUCUUUAAAUGCUGAAAAUUCAAAAGAAGAGAAAGAAGAGGAAAAGGAAGGGGAGCAGGAGGAGGAGGAGGACAACGAAGAAGAAGAAGAAGAGCAAGAGGGUAAUUCACGUAGAAGCAAGAAAAAAAGGUCAUCUAAAGGAGAUAAAGAUGUGAAGAGAAGAGGUGGGUUUACUAAGUUGUGUAGUCUUUCUCCACAGCUUCAGGCAUUUAUUGGAGAAUCUGAGUUGGCCAGAACUGAGGUUGUCAAGAGAUUGUGGACCUAUAUCCGAGAGAAGAAUUUGCAAGAUCCAAAGGACAAAAGAAAUGUAUUAUGUGAUGACUCAUUGUAUGCUCUUUUUCGUGUGAAGUCCAUCAACAUGUUUCAGAUGAAUAAAGCUCUGUCUAAACACAUAUGGCCAUUAAAUGAGGAAGAAGUGACAGUUCAAGCUGACUCUGCAAAAACAGAAAGAAAAUCUAAACAAGCAAGGGAACGGGUUGCAGAUGAACCAAAACAGAAAGAAAAGAAGCAGAAGAAAGGGGCAUCUGGUUUUCUUGCUCCUCUUCCUCUUUCAGAUGCUCUAGUGAAAUUUUUUGCUACUGGUGAAAAUGCAUUAUCUCGCGCUGAUGUUGUGAAGAAAAUGUGGGAGUACAUAAAACAGAAUGAUCUACAGGAUCCAUCUGAUAAGAGGAGGAUUUUAUGCGACGAUAAGCUCAAAGAACUUUUCGAGGUGGACUCCUUCAAUGGCUUUGCUAUGACAAAGCUUCUGACCACCCAUUUCAUCAAGAUGGAACAGUGAGUCCGUUUUCUUCUGUAUAUACAAAACAUAAACAUAAAGUCCAUGAUUUAAAAAAUGGGCAAUUUUGCUUGGAGAUGAAAAAUAGGGUUAUUGCUGUUGUCUGGUAAUUGUUACUUUCUUUUUAAUUUUAUGUGCUAGAAAUGGAAAGCAGCAUCUUUGAGGAAAGUUGUUUAAAAACUUCAUGCUGUUAGCCCUCAUGAUUAUCAAAUUUUAUGCAUGCAUGUUUAAUAGGUAAAGUGUGUUUGAGACUAAA
Gossypium raimondii (Peruvian cotton) is the source of this 1926-nucleotide messenger RNA. RefSeq lists its product as uncharacterized. Lineage: Eukaryota; Viridiplantae; Streptophyta; Magnoliopsida; Malvales; Malvaceae. Bases 129 to 1673 code for a protein of 514 amino acids. The transcript is spliced from 9 exons. The record is from RefSeq and is a predicted model, not a curated record. Gene Ontology annotation, cellular component: nucleus.